CUCUUAAACAGAGAAAAAACAAAGCAGUCUUCCCCUGUGUUCAAGCUAUGCUUUCAUUUCAAGCACCCAUCCUUCCUAACCCCAGAAAGACAAUCCAGGAAGUCGAGAAUUCAUCAAACAAGAGAAAGCGGCCCGAGGAACCCCACACUAGUACUGAGGAAACUCUUGAGGAGAAGCGACUAAAAUCAUUGUUUGAUAUUGAGCUGCAUCUCGAGACUCCAUUGCCUCUCGAAUGGCAGAGAUGCCUUGAUAUUCAGUCAGGGCAGAUACACUUUUACAAUACAAGAACACAUAAGAGAACGUCCAGGGAUCCCAGGAGAAGCCCUGAGCCUCUGAGUCCUGGAGAUCAUCAUCAUCAUCAUCAUCAUAAUAUGAGCUUAGACCUUGACUUGAAUCUUUCGUAUGAUUCACUGAUGAGGAAAAGUAACAACGAGAGAGAGGAAUUCAUGACUAAUAAGAAGGAACAGGGUACUCUGCCAUGGCUGACGGUGAGGGAGGAGGAGGAGGACCAACAGCAGCUGCAGAUGGUGGCGACGGUGUGCACGCGGUGCCACAUGCUGGUGAUGCUGUGUAAGUCAUCCCCGGCAUGCCCCAACUGCAAAUUCAUGCACCGGCCAGAGGAGGGGUAUGAACCCAAAUUGUUCAAGCAAAGGCUCAGCCUGUACUGUUUUGCUGAUCCUAUAACAAAAUUGUGAAAAAAUUCAAGGUGGAGUCUUAAAAGCAUGUUAAUUAAAUUUAAAAGUAAAUUAAUGGUUUUUCUUGUAUUAAGCUGUAAGAUGAUAUUAAUGGAUCGAUCCUCCAUCUCCUUUGAGAAAUGAAUGCUGAGCAGAGUGAUGAUGCUGGGAUGGAGUAACAUAAUGUACUACUAACUUAUAUACCAUAUAUAGAAUGUAGAUAAGUUGUGUUUUAAUGUUACUAAUUUUGUUUUGUAUUUCAGUAAGAGCAAGAAAGACAGGGUUUUUUU
Rubroshorea leprosula is the source of this 964-nucleotide messenger RNA. Lineage: Eukaryota; Viridiplantae; Streptophyta; Magnoliopsida; Malvales; Dipterocarpaceae. The record is from the annotation of a GenBank genome assembly.